UGACGAAGGCUUGUGAAGCUGAGAAGACAAAUUGCCCUCAUCAUUAUCUCCGGGCUUGUCAAUCAAACAUAUUCCCUUAUUUACCUCGGUGAGGAGAGAGCCCCGGGAGCACACGGAGAGGGAGGGAGUGAGAGGAGAGCUGCUUGCCCCAAACUCUGCACCGGGGAGGGAGCAUUUCCAGCCCCUCGGGAUGGCCACCAUCACCUGCAACCGCUUCACCGAGGAGUACCAGCUCUUUGAGGAACUGGGCAAGGGUGCUUUCUCCAUCGUCCGGAGAUGCGUGAAGGUGUUGGCAGGACAAGAGUAUGCGGCCAAGAUCAUCAACACCAAGAAGCUGUCUGCUCGAGAUCACCAGAAGCUGGAAAGAGAAGCUCGGAUCUGCCGCCUCCUGAAGCACCCCAACAUCGUGAGGCUCCACGAUAGCAUCUCCGAAGAGGGCCACCACUACCUGAUAUUUGACCUGGUCACCGGCGGGGAGCUUUUUGAGGACAUUGUGGCCAGGGAAUACUACAGCGAAGCAGAUGCCAGCCACUGCAUCCAGCAGAUCCUGGAGGCCGUCCUGCAUUGCCACCAGAUGGGGGUGGUCCACCGGGAUCUGAAGCCUGAGAACCUGCUGCUGGCAUCCAAGCUGAAGGGUGCUGCCGUCAAGCUGGCUGACUUUGGCCUUGCCAUUGAGGUGGAGGGGGACCAGCAAGCAUGGUUUGGUUUCGCUGGCACCCCAGGAUACCUCUCCCCCGAGGUGCUCCGGAAGGAUCCCUAUGGCAAAGCUGUGGACCUGUGGGCUUGCGGCGUGAUCCUCUACAUCCUGCUGGUUGGGUACCCACCCUUUUGGGAUGAAGACCAGCACCGACUCUACCAGCAGAUCAAGGCUGGGGCUUAUGAUUUCCCCUCCCCUGAGUGGGACACGGUCACUCCUGAAGCAAAAGAUCUCAUCAACAAGAUGUUGACCAUAAACCCAUCCAAGCGCAUCACAGCAGCAGAGGCUCUGAAGCAUCCCUGGAUAUCACACCGUGCCACCGUGGCAUCAUGCAUGCACAGACAGGAGACGGUGGACUGUCUGAAGAAGUUCAAUGCCCGGAGGAAGCUGAAGGGAGCCAUCCUCACCACCAUGCUAGCCACCAGGAACUUCUCCGGAGGCAAAAGUGGUGGCAACAAGAAGAAUGAUGGCGUGAAGAAAAGAAAGUCCAGUUCCAGCGUUCAGUUAAUGGAAUCGUCAGAGAGCACCAACACCACCAUCGAGGACGAAGACACCAAAGUACGGAAGCAAGAAAUCAUUAAAGUCACAGAGCAGCUGAUCGAAGCAAUAAGCAAUGGCGACUUUGAGUCCUACACGAAGAUGUGUGACCCUGGGAUGACUGCCUUCGAGCCUGAGGCUCUGGGCAACCUCGUGGAAGGCCUGGAUUUCCACCGAUUCUACUUCGAAAACCUGUGGUCUCGGAACAGCAAGCCUGUGCACACAACAAUCCUGAACCCCCACAUUCACCUGAUGGGAGACGAGUCCGCCUGCAUCGCCUACAUCCGCAUCACGCAGUACGUGGAUGCGGGAGGGAUCCCCCGCACCGCCCAAUCCGAGGAGACCCGCAUCUGGCACCGCCGGGAUGGCAAAUGGCAAAUUGUCCACUUUCACAGAUCCGGUGCACCCUCGGUCCUACCGCAGUAAGCCCUCUGAAGCGCAAUCCUGCCCGUGUGGGAUUUGUCACUGACUGACUACCAAGAGGAAACCUCCUCCGACAUCUUCACCUACGGGACUUUGGCUGUUGGCUCUGCUGCUUGGUUCCCGCUGGAAUAACCCCUUGCUUCUCACCGCACACACGCGACGGCCCUGCCAGCACUGCACAAGCAUCCCAUUGAAACCCCCACCCCGCUGGGGCCGUAGCGCUGGGCCCCCUUCCUCUGCAUGAACCAAGAAAAGAGAAACCAUGAACCUAAACCUGAGUAUCUGGCCGACAAGAUAUCGUGUGCUGGGGUAAAAGCCUCCUUGCUCAGCUGUAUGGUGUUGGUGGGACCCGCCACCACCCCACACAUCUCCUGAACUGGUUUGGAUCCAUCCACCUCCAUCCCCACUUCUGCUGGGAGCCCCCCGAGGAAGAGGAGGGAAGGGGGGUAGUUUUGAGCCUCUCUGUGCCACAACCUCCCUGUGCACCGGUGGAUUUUGCUUUGCUGCUAUCGAGGUCCUUGUCUGCUGCCAUGGCUCCUGCCUGCUCCUGACCUGAGCUCCCACUUCCCAGCAGCCUUGGCCAGGGAACUGUGGUUUAAACCCUUUGCAAAUUCCAUAUUCCAUGUGCCCCCGGGUGAGGAGGGCAGUGUUUGAAUGGGUGAGUAAAGGCUAUCUGUUUAUUUUCCCUUCCCAGGAGUGUAAGCAAGCUCCUUCCCAGGAGAGAGAGUAGGUUGGCACCCUGGCUCCAAGAGGCUGUCGUGCUGAGGGGGAUGCUCUCCCUCCUUCCUCCCUUCUCCCCUCGGAGCAUGGACCAGUGGAACUGGGAGAAGAAAGGAGGCAAAAGACAACUGCAUUCCGGCACCGCAUCAGCACAGCCAGGAGCUGGGGCUCUCCCAGACAUGCCAUGGCGGUAGCAUUGCUCCUUCACCCUCCUCCCCACCCUCCACCCAGUCUGGAUCCUUCACCCCAGCACCCAGCCCUGCCGAGCACCCACCCUUGCCCCUCACAUGCAGCACCUGGUGCUCCUCCCGUUCCCCACUUCCAGCCUGGGAUGGGGGUGGCUGAGCUUGCCACUGGUUCGGGCCUCAAAUCUCCAUCACCCACACGACUCCUUCCAGCGACAACAAGGAAUGCAAGCUUUAUAAAGUAACAAAACUCUGCAGAAUCUGAUUGUGCUUCAAAGAAAACAAACAAGCCUUUAGCUGUCUUCUACUUUGAGCGCAUGCCUUUUUAUAGGGAAAAAAACCCCAACAACCUACCGUGUAUUUCGUAACUUGAUUUUGAGUAUUUGCUGAAAUGGAUCUUUAUGUAAUAACUAGAAACAUUCAAUUGGGGCAGGGUGGGGGGAUUUGCAGGGGUUGCUGUUUUUUGUUGCGUUUACAUUUUGGAGAGGGGUUGUGCUGCUGUGAUGCUUCUACAGGGCUCCCGUGGCUGCCAGCCCCCACCCCACGCCAUGGCGGCUUGUCCCGUCCUGUCCCGUCCCACAGCACUGGGCAGGUGAAGGCACCCAUGUCCCAGAGACACCCCCUCCCGGGACACCCCCUCCCGGGGCACCUUCCCACACCCCACGGGUCUUCCGGCAGGACAAACCCAGGCAGUGGCUCUUGGGAAGCCACCAGGAUGUGGCUUUCAGGACAGAAGACAUGGCCAGGAAGGGGAAUUUUGGUCUCACCUCUUUGCCGUCGGGUAGAGGUCUGAGGGUGGGUAUUUGUCCGGCAAUUCUUCCAUUUCUUGUUACCUUUUUUCCAACUGGAACCUCUUUGCUCGUUGAUGGGAGGCUCCUGCAGCGCUGCUGCCCUGGGGGACUUUCUAGCUGCACUCUCUUCAUCUGCAUGGCGUUUAACUUUCUAGAUGGUGUGUGUGUUGAAAAACAAAGAAAUGAACAAAAAAGCGCUUGUUUUGGACAUAAAAAAAAAAAAAAAAAGAGAAAAAAAAAAAAAGGAAAUGUUUCGUCCAUGUAAA
Molecule: messenger RNA, 3619 nt
Organism: Columba livia (rock pigeon)
Lineage: Eukaryota; Metazoa; Chordata; Aves; Columbiformes; Columbidae
Gene: CAMK2A
Product: calcium/calmodulin dependent protein kinase II alpha
Exons: 19
Coding region: 191-1660 (489 amino acids)
Biological process (GO): protein phosphorylation
Molecular function (GO): calmodulin binding; ATP binding; calcium/calmodulin-dependent protein kinase activity
Source: RefSeq, a predicted model, not a curated record